GUUUUACUGUAUCGCGGAACAUAGAAAUUCAAGAUUUUCAACUGGACGUGAUCGAACACUUGGAGGAUCCUGCGCGGGCUGGAAUGACUCCGUCUAGCUGGCUGGAGUACGGCAAUCUCAAUGGGAAGCAGUUCAAACUGCUUGAAAACAGUAAGGAAACAAACAGCAACGUAAAGGAGUCUUUUUAGCGGACAAUGGUGGCAAACGAGGGCCGAGAUGGAGACGCGCCUCCCCCUCACCACGCCUUCUUGUGCGAGAAGACAUUUACUACCAUUGUUAAGCACGGCGAAGUCAUACUAAACCAACUCCACGACCGAUCAGAUCACACUUUGCAGAAAGCGUAUAUCCGACGUGUACAGUCUGUAGUCUGGGGUCGCAAGCUGACGAAGACGGCGAGGUUUUUGGCCUUGGUCCCAAAAGACACGAAAGAGAAGGGCAUUAUCGCCAUUGUCUUCGGUGCAAGUGUGCCGGUGGUCCAGCGCAAGCGUGGAGAGCAGUUUGGGUUCAUUGGCGAGUGCUACGCGCUUGGAGCAAUGGCCGGAGAGGCGUUUGACAUCAGGAAUCAAUUGCGGGAACCAGGGAUCAGGGAAAGCUAAUGCCGUCUGGUGGGAUCGUGCGAAUAGGGAUUUCCACCUUCGGUAGUUUCGACGAUGGAUC
This is a messenger RNA of Mytilinidion resinicola, 657 nucleotides long. RefSeq lists its product as uncharacterized. The record is from RefSeq and is a predicted model, not a curated record. The transcript has a single exon. NCBI's taxonomy places the organism in Eukaryota, Fungi, Ascomycota, Dothideomycetes, Mytilinidiales, Mytilinidiaceae. Bases 195 to 596 code for a protein of 133 amino acids.